Molecule: messenger RNA, 1095 nt
Organism: Talaromyces stipitatus ATCC 10500
Lineage: Eukaryota; Fungi; Ascomycota; Eurotiomycetes; Eurotiales; Trichocomaceae
Exons: 2
Coding region: 1-1095 (364 amino acids)
Source: RefSeq, a predicted model, not a curated record
AUGACGACCACAGUAACAACCACUACUACAAUAAUAAUAACACCUCCACCAGAAACAACUGGUGGUACCGUCACAUCAUGGCUACCACUCGCAACCACCUGGCCUGCUCCAGACUCCUCAUGUUGGAACCGCGCGUUCGUACUUAACAACAAUACGGCAGUCGACACGGAGCCCCUCGCAUUUUGGCCACAUAUUGCAAUUGACUACAAUACAGGGCCGCCAGUAUUCUGUCAGCCUCGUCAAGUAUACUAUUGGUAUGAGUCUCUGAACUCUACCGCAUCAGAAGGAGAAUUGGCGAUUGUGACAAGUAUUCAGCCGCUUGUGUGCCCAGAUAUGUGGUAUACAGCGCUUACGACCUUUGUCCGAAACAGUGUUCAGGUUACAUGUUGUCCUAGUGGAUAUACUGCGAACCCUCUUGAUGACCACGGAGUGCAAGCAAAUUGCGCUUCAACGUUGUCAGCUCGCCAGACGUUCCAGUAUCUCUACAAUGGUAGUGGCAUAACUACAUCAUUUCCGGUUGCGGUCGACGUCGCUGCUGUGGCAGUGAAGGGGUGGAAUUCGAUUGCCGAGAUUCCAGCUACACUCACCACUUCUCCGACAUAUCCAUCGUCUUCUUCCCCCACCUCCACGAUCUCAUCAUCAUCAUCAUCAUCAUCAACAACAACAACAACAACAACAACAACAACAGCAACGACAACUUCAGCAACAAGCUCAUCAACGGGGGAUACGUCUAUAAGUGGUUCUUCUGGUACUUUAUACUCUUCUUCUCUACACGGAGGAGCCGUGGCCGGCGUCUUUGUCGGUGUUUUUGCUGCAGUAGCCCUAAUCGCUGCCGGUAUUGCCUCUUUUGUGCGGCGUCGACGCCAACAACGAAAACAGCAGCAGCAAAUUCCAGAUAUAGAUGACACUACCAGCGGAAAGAAUAUUCUAUCAUACCCGCUGAAUUCCAGACAGGACGGAUAUUCCAACGUACCUCAAAGUCCUGAAGAUCGGUUGAGUGAAUUACCGACGAUAAGUAAUACGCCUGAAAUGUUUGUGGAAUAUGAUCCUCAUAGUCCAAGAGGGGAUCAUGGGGAUGUGCAUGAGAUGCAGUAA